Hyposmocoma kahamanoa is the source of this 620-nucleotide messenger RNA. It is a transcript of the gene Alg13, whose product is annotated as UDP-N-acetylglucosamine transferase subunit ALG13 homolog. Gene Ontology annotation, molecular function: hexosyltransferase activity. Gene Ontology annotation, biological process: dolichol-linked oligosaccharide biosynthetic process. The transcript has a single exon. Lineage: Eukaryota; Metazoa; Arthropoda; Insecta; Lepidoptera; Cosmopterigidae. The record is from RefSeq and is a predicted model, not a curated record. Bases 36 to 554 code for a protein of 172 amino acids.
UUCCUAGUGCGUUUAAUAUUAAAAUUUAAAAAAUAAUGGCAAAUCAAUACAAGAAAAUUUUUGUAACAGUAGGAACAACACGUUUCGAUUUACUAUGCGAAACUAUCACGACUUCGCCAGUGCUUAGGGCUUUGAAGAAGAUUGGAUGUGAAGAGAUAAAUUUUCAAAUUGGAAAUAGUAACUUCGAACCGGGUGAUUAUGUGAAAGAGGGAGUGAAAAUUCAUUCUUUCAGGUUUAAGGAUUCUAUACAGGACGAUAUUAAAAAUGCGGACUUGGUAAUCAGUCACGCCGGAGCGGGCAGUUGCUUAGAAACUUUAGAAGCCAACAAACCUUUAUUAGUUGUUGUGAACGAAGACCUAAUGGACAAUCACCAAUUAGAACUGGCUGAACAACUGCAAAUCGACAAUCAUUUGUACUACUGCACGUGUGACACGCUAGAGAACACUUUAGAUAUUGUUGAUUUUAGCAUAUUAACACCAUUCCCAAAACCUGAUACUACUCUAUUUGUGAAGUUUUUGGAUGACGUUUUUAGGGUUAAGCAAAAUAUAAAUUAAAAUAUUUAAUUUUGUGAAUUUGUAUUCUUUUUAGGAUUGAAUGUAAAUAAACAAUUUUUAACUGAC